GCCCUGCAUGACCCACCAGUCAUCCGGCUUUACUUCGGUCUUAUGUCCGGUUCUAUGACAGCAUCCGGUAUACACAUGUCUGAGAUGGUAUAUCAAGGACACGACCAGCUACGAUCACAACCAUCUACCACAAGCGUCAAGCGUUCCAUUCUACCCAUUCUUCUCUCUCUGCUGCCCAUCAUCAACUCCAUCAAGAUGAGCGCCCCGCAGUCCCCUCUGUUCCGGCAUCGCCAGCUCGCCCCCGCCGCUUCCGUCCGCGUAUCCCCGUUAUGUCUUGGCACCAUGACCUUCGGCGGCGCCCAGCAAGACCGUUACGGAGACUGUUCCCGGGAGGACGCCUUCGCAAUGCUCGACCACUUCGUCAGUCAAGGCGGCAACUUCAUCGACACCGCGAGCGGCUACCAGGCUGGGCAAUCCGAAAUCCUGCUGGGCGAAUGGAUCGCCGCACGCGACAACCGCGAUGAGAUUGUUCUCGCCACCAAAUACACCACUCCCUAUAUGCUCCACCACAAGGACAAGAUCCAGUCCAACUACGGUGGAACCGGGGCCAAGUCGAUGAAGGUCAGCGUGGAGCACUCCUUACGCAAGCUCCAGACCACCUACAUUGACUUGCUGUAUGUCCACUGGUGGGACUACACGACCUCGAUUCCGGAAUUGAUGCAUGCGCUGGACGAUCUCGUCAAAUCAGGCAAGGUCGUGUAUCUGGGCAUCUCGGAUACCCCGGCGUGGGUGGUCUCUAAGGCGAAUCAGUAUGCUCGGGAUCAUGGACUGCGACAGUUCUCGGUGUACCAGGGGCAGUGGAAUGCCGCGAUGCGGGAUUUCGAGCGCGAGAUUAUCCCCAUGUGUCGGGAUGAGGGCAUGGCUCUUUGUCCGUAUGGUGUGCUCAAUCAGGGUCGGUUCCAGACCGAGGCUGUCUUCAAGGAGCGGGAAACGAACAAUCCGGGUCGGAAGUUCAUUCCCACGUCGGAACAUGAUAAGAAAGUGUCGCGGGCGCUGGAAGCUAUUGCCAAGGAGAAGGGGGUCGACUUGCUUCAUGUGGCUCUCGCGUAUGUGAGAUACAAGGCGCCGUAUGUGUUUCCGAUUGUGGGUGGACGCACGGUGGAGCAUCUCAAGGGUAGUAUUGAGGGGUUGAAGGUGGUGUUGACGGAUGCCGAGGUGGCCCAGGUGGAAGAGGCCUACAGUUUCGAUUAUGGCUUUCCGAAUGUCUUCCUGAGCGGGUCGAUGUUCGACGGUGGCAUUUCGAGAAUGGCCAACGGUCCGGGUGAUGUGUGGUUGACCAAGAAUAUGGGGACGUUUGACUGGGUCGCCGCGCCAUCGCCGAUCAAGCCAGCUGAGAAUUGAAAUUAGCCUUGUUGCUGUCCACAGAG
This is a messenger RNA of Aspergillus ibericus CBS 121593, 1367 nucleotides long. Its product is annotated as aldo/keto reductase. Lineage: Eukaryota; Fungi; Ascomycota; Eurotiomycetes; Eurotiales; Aspergillaceae. The coding region runs from base 76 to 1341 and encodes 421 amino acids. The record is from RefSeq and is a predicted model, not a curated record. The transcript has a single exon.